Gossypium raimondii (Peruvian cotton) is the source of this 1494-nucleotide messenger RNA. Its product is annotated as sorting nexin 1. Gene Ontology annotation, cellular component: endosome. The transcript is spliced from 10 exons. The record is from RefSeq and is a predicted model, not a curated record. The coding region runs from base 36 to 1241 and encodes 401 amino acids. NCBI's taxonomy places the organism in Eukaryota, Viridiplantae, Streptophyta, Magnoliopsida, Malvales, Malvaceae. Gene Ontology annotation, molecular function: phosphatidylinositol binding.
UCUCAUUUUUAUUUUUCGGUUCGGUUGAGUGAAAUAUGGAGCAGCAAAGAAGCACAUCGGAGUCGUCGCAGAGCCCUAGAUCUCCACCUUCACAGCGAUAUCUAUCAGUCUCCGUUUCCGAUCCCGUUAAAUUAGGCAAUGGCGUCCAAGGUUACAUCUCUUAUCGCGUCAUCACUAAGACCAAUUUCCCGGAAUACCAAGGGUCGGAAAAGAUUGUUAUUAGGCGUUACAGUGACUUCGUUUGGUUACGUGAUCGCCUUUUCGACAAGUACAAAGGCAUUUUCGUUCCUCCUCUCCCCGAGAAGAGUGCUGUAGAGAAGUUCCGAUUUAGUGCUGAAUUUAUUGAGACUAGGCGUCAAGCAUUGGAUGUAUUUGUUAAUCGAAUAGCUUCUCAUAAUGAGCUUCAGCAGAGUGAAGAUCUUAGAACCUUUCUGCAGGCAGAUGAAGAGUCAAUGGAGAGACUGAGAUCUCAAGAGACUGGUAUUUUUAAGAAGAAGCCAGCUGAUUUGAUGCAGAUGUUCAAGGAUGUACAGUCAAAGGUGAGUGAUGUUGUUCUUGGAAAGGAAAAACCUCUUGAAGAAUCAAAUCCUGAAUAUGAGAAGCUUAAACACUAUGUUUUUGAGCUUGAAAAUCAUUUGACUGAAGCUCAGAAGCAUGCAUAUCGUCUUUUAAAGAGACAUAGAGAGUUGGGGCAAUCACUCUCUGGUUUUGGUAAAGCAUCCAAGCUUCUUGGUGCUUGCGAAGGACAAGCUCUUGGCAAGGCAUUUGAUGAACUUGGGGCUAAAUCCGAGACACUAUCAAUUAAGCUGCAGAAGGAGGCCCAUCAACUCUUGAUGAAUUUUGAAGAACCCGUGAAGGAUUAUGUCCGUGCUGUCCAGUCCAUAAAGGUCACAAUAGGAGAGAGAGCUAACGCAUUCAGGCACCAGUGUGAACUGGCUGAAACAAUGAAGUUGAAGGAGAUAAAUCUUGACAAGCUCAUGCUAACACGCUCUGAUAGGGUGGGAGAGGCUGAGCAAGAGUACAAGGAGUUGAAGGCCGAGAGUGAGGAGGUGACAAGAAGAUUUGAGACAAUUGUGAGACGGAUGAAUGAAGAGAUAGUUCGAUUUCAGGAACAGAAAACACAAGAUAUGCGGAUUGCCUUUCAUGAGUUUGCGAAGGGACAAGCUCGACUGGCAAAAAGUAUUGCGGAUGCCUGGCGAAGUCUCCUUCCUAAGCUGGAAGCUUGCUCUGACACUUCCUGACCUAAUGAAUUAGGAGUAGUAAGUAGUAAUGACCUGGAUGGUUUUCUUAUAUUUGAGGGAUGGCAGAUUAGAUCUUGCAUUGUAAUAACUUGAACUAUCAGGAGCUAGGUCUGCCAUUAUUUGCUCUACCAUUCAUUGUUCGUUGGGACUCUUGGAUUUUCUUUGUACAAUUUUAGUGUCUAGGUUUUUUUUUUUUUCACGUGUAAAUUUAGGCCUUUUUUAUUAUUCAAUAAAAAGAAUUUCAUUCAUGCAA